Molecule: messenger RNA, 1280 nt
Organism: Drosophila obscura
Lineage: Eukaryota; Metazoa; Arthropoda; Insecta; Diptera; Drosophilidae
Product: nucleosome assembly protein 1-like 4
Exons: 1
Coding region: 93-1211 (372 amino acids)
Biological process (GO): nucleosome assembly
Cellular component (GO): chromatin; nucleus
Molecular function (GO): chromatin binding; histone binding
Source: RefSeq, a predicted model, not a curated record
GAUUUGGAUUUGUCAGUCUCACAGAUUAAUUACACAUAGCUCAAAUUCCCCAAGUUCUAUUGCGUUCAGUUUUAUUCCAAAUUCUAAGUAACAUGGAUGCCAUUGAGAGAGAGUCGGCGGUGGAGCAGCCACCGAAAAAGGGCAGCGAGACGCUGCUGGAAGGCGGUUCUUCCAACACGAUGCUGUGCCCGGCCAAGGACAAGGGCAACGAGUCGCUGAAGGGUGGUUCAUUUGAAUCGAUGCUGUGCCCGGCGAACAUGACGGCGCGUAGCAGAAAGGCCUGCCUGCAGCACAUGAUAGCCGAGCUGCCGGGGCCAGUGCACAAUCGGAUUGUGGCCCUGAAGCACAAUCAAAUGCAGCAGAUUAAGAUAUCGGAGCAGUUUUAUCGGAAGGUGUACGAGCUGGAGAAGCAAUAUUAUUUGCAGUGUGCCGAGCUGUUUGAUGUGCGGCGCGUCAUCAUUGAGGGGUCUGUGGAGCCGCCACCGAUGGAGCCCGCUUGGAGCGAGGAGCCCGAUGCGCUGGUUGAGGAGCUCAAGGCCAGCGAUGAGUUCCAACGGCUGGCCGUGCUCAUGCCCAAGAUGCCGGACAAUGCAGUGGGUGUGCCCCGCUUCUGGCUGAGCAUCUUCCGGAACGUUUCCCUGCUCUCGGACAUGGUGCAGCACUAUGACGAGCCGCUGCUCGAGUGCCUGAUGGACCUACGCAUCAGCUACGGGCCGGCGUGCUACACCAUCGAGUUUCUAUUUCGGAGCAACAGCUACCUGGACGACUGCUCGCUGAUGCUCACCAAGAAGUACUUUCUGCACCACCAGGCGGACGAGGAGUAUCCAUUCUCGUUCGAGGGCCCCGAGAUCGUGAGCUGCGAGGGCUGCCACAUCGAUUGGCGCAAUGGCUGCAACCUCACGCAGCAUGAGGCAAACGGAAUGCCGCGCGAGUCCUUCUUCCAGUUCUUCGCGCCGCCACAGCCACUGGACUUGUCAGUGGCCGACGAGCAGACCAAAAUGCUGCUUGCCAUUGACUUUGAGGUGGGCUUCCUGCUGCGCACUCAGAUCGUGCCCAAGGCCGUGCUCUUUUACACCGGCGACAUUGUGGACAGCACCAACGAGGGGCUCAACGUCAGCGACUCCACCUCGGAGCCGUCCGAUACCGACACCGAGACAUCUGCUGCCCCUGCCCCUGGCCCAGCUUCCGCACACAUGCCGGAGCAGCUUUAGUUUUUUGGCAAACUGUUGUAUUGAAUAUGUAUAAAUAAAAUGGCUAAUUGUUUAUCGGCUCUCUACUUG